This is a messenger RNA of Acanthosepion pharaonis, 2103 nucleotides long. Lineage: Eukaryota; Metazoa; Mollusca; Cephalopoda; Sepiida; Sepiidae. The record is from the annotation of a GenBank genome assembly.
AUGCAUUCAGUCCAACUACACGUCCCUUACUACGAAGAAGGCUAUCAUGAAAUGAGCAUUUGUGAUAACAAGCCAUUUCAUUUUCGCCUCCAUACAUCUCUUGUUUUUCUGUUUUAUUAUUUCUUUCUUUCUUUCUUUAUUUCUUUCUGUCUUUCUUUCUUUCUUUCGUUCUUAGUUCUUCCUUUCUUUCUUCGUUUUAUUUCUUCGCUCUUUCUUUCUUUCUUUCUUUCUUUCUUUCUUUCUUUCUUUCUUUCUUUUGUCUCUUCGUUCUUUCUUACUUUCUUUCGGUCUUUCUUUCUUCAUUCUUCCUUUCUUUCUUCGAUUUUCUUAAUUUUUUCUUUUUCUUUCUUUCUUUCUUUUUUCUUUCUUUCUUUCUUUCCUUCCUUCUUUAUUCUUUCUUUCUUUCUUCGCUCCUUCUUUCUUUCUUUCUUCGCUCCUUUCUUUCGUUCUUUCUUUCUUUCUUUCUUUCUUUCUUUCUUUCUUUCUUUCUUUCUUUCUUUCCUUCUUUAUUCUUUCUUUCUUUCUUUCUUCGCUCCUUCUUUCUUUCUUUCUUUCUUUCUUUCUUUCUUUGUCUAUUCGUUCUUUCUUACUUUCUUUUGGUCUUUCUUUCUUCGUUCUUCCUUUCUUUCUUCGUUUUUCUUAAUUUUUUCUUUCUUUCUUUCUUUCUUUCUUUCUUUCCUUCCUUCUUUAUUCUUUCUUUCUUUCUUUCUUUCUUUCUUUCUUUCUUCGCUCCUUCUUUCUUUCUUUGUCUCUUCGUUCUUUCUUACUGUCUUUCGCUCUUUCUUUCUUGCUUCUUUUCUUUCUUCGUUUUUUCCUUCCUUUUUUUUGACUUUCUUUCCUUCCUUCUUUCUUUCUUCGCUCUUUCUUUCUUUCUUUCUUUCUUUCUUUCUUUCUUUCUUUCUUUUCUUUUUCUUUCUUUCUUUCUUCGUUCUUUCUUUCUUUCUUUCCUCGUCUUUUAUUUUUUUCUUUCAUGAUAUGUAUCUUAAAGAGACAUGUGCUUUCUUCUUGUUUCUUUCUAUAUCGUUUUUACACCCUUUUUCUUUUAUCUUUCUUUCUUCAUCCUUUUUCAAAAUUUUCAUUCUUUAUUUCUUUUUUUUAAUACACCACUUCUUACCCUUUGUAUAUAAUUUUUCAGAUUUGUCUUGUUUCAUCUUUCUUUCCUUCUUUUUUCUUUCUUUCAUUGAAUUUCAUCUCUCUCUCUCUCUCUCUCUCUAUCUCUCUCUCUCUAUCUAUCUAUCUAUUUUUGGCAUAAUCAUCAUCAUAAUCAUUUUCAUCAUCUUUUUUUUCCUUCCAUUUCACCUUUUCCAUCUUGGAAUAUGGCUGCUCAUAUCAUAUAUAUUUCUUUUAUUCAUUUCCUUAAAACUUUACGUCCAUAUUUUCUGCUUUUUUUAUUUUCUUUUCUUUCUUUUGGGGUCCACAUUUAUAUCUAUCUAUCUAUCUAUCUAUCUAUCUAUCUAUCUAUCUAUCUAUCCCAUUCUAUUAAUAUCUAUCUAUCUAUCUAUCUAUCUAUCUAUCUAUCUAUCUAUCUAUCUAUCUAUCUAUCCUAUUCUAUAUAUUUCUAUCUAUCUAUCUAUCUAUCUAUCUAUCUAUCUAUCUAUCUAUCUAUCUAUCUAUCCCAGUCUGUACAUAUCUAUCUAUCUAUCUAUCUAUCUAUCUAUCUAUCUAUCUAUCUAUCUAUCUCAUUCUAUUAAUAUCUAUCUAUCUAUCUAUCUAUCUAUCUAUCUAUCUAUCUAUCUAUCUAUCUAUCUAUCUAUUGCAUUCUUAUCAUAUAGCAAGAUGCAAUAUAUACUCUUAUAUGUACAAUAUCUAAUGCAUAGACAUUUACAUGGUACUCUGUUUAUAUCUAUGUAUCUAUCCAUCCAUCUAUAUCAGUCUGUUCAUAUCUAUCUAUCUUUCUAUCUAUCUAUCUAUCUAUCUAUCUAUCUAUCUAUCUAUCUUCUCUUUCUAUACAUCUCUAUCUCAUUCUGUGCAUAUCUAUCUCAGUCUGUUCAUAUCUAUCUAUGUCAGUCUAUUCUUAUCUAUCUAUCUAUCUAUCUAUCUAUCUAUCUAUCUAUCUAUCUAUCUCAUUCUUAUCAUAUCCCAAGAUCCAAUAUCUAUCUCUAA